Messenger RNA from Lactuca saligna, 339 nucleotides. Lineage: Eukaryota; Viridiplantae; Streptophyta; Magnoliopsida; Asterales; Asteraceae. The record is from the annotation of a GenBank genome assembly.
AUGGCGGCACCAAUUGGUUAUGUUGAUCCAACAAACACCACCAUAGAAGACACAGCUUCUCAACCUUUAAUGAAGAUUCAAAGCUCAAACUUAUGUGUUCAAUGUGAUGUUUUGAAGUACCCAAGAGAAUUAAAGAUGUUGAUUGUUGCUCUCAAACACUUUGUUCUCUCAAUGGUUAUGAGUUCUGCAUUCUCAGUACCUAUGACUUGGUUAUCCUUGGUUGGUUCAACUCUUGUGUUCAACAAGAUAACCAAAGUGGUGACGUUUCAAUUGACAAAUGAAAAGAAGUAUAAGCUUACUAAGAGGCAGUUUGCACAAAUUAUGAAGCUUUCAGUGUGA